AUGAAACCUUUCGUGUGCUUGUUUUUUAUCUGUACAUGCACGAUAUUGAAUGUUCUUAGUUAUGAGGAUGUUCUAUCAGAAAAAAUUAAACAAUUAACACAUUGGUCAAGUAAAAAGCCAGUUAUUCGUCUAAAUAGUGAAGGUUUUACAAAUUAUGUUAAAACACAACCAAGAAAUUAUUCAAUGAUGGUUAUGUUAACUGCAUUAUCUCCUCAACGACAAUGUGGUAUUUGCAAACAAGCACACGAUGAAUUUGAAAUAGUUGCCCGAAGUUAUCGCUAUUCAAAUCCAUUAUCAAAUAGUGUCUUUUUUGGUAUGGUCGAUUUUGAUGAUGCAUCUGAUGUAUUUCAAUAUUUACAAUUAAAUACAGCACCAGUAUUUAUUCAUUUUCCACCAGAAGCGAAACCGAAGAAAAGUGAUCAUAUGGAUGGCAGUCGUUCUGGAUUUUCUGCUGAACAUAUAGCAAAAUGGGUGCAUGAUCGUACUGGUGUUCAAAUUGAAAUAUAUCGUCCACCAAACUAUUCUGGAUUUUUACUCAUAGCAUUAAUUAUAAUAAUGAUUCUUGGAUUACUUUAUGUCAAACGAGAUAGUUUCAAAUUUCUUUUUAAUAAUAUUGUAUGGGGAAUAUUUGUUAUCGGUAUUGUUUGUUAUUUCAUCUCUGGACAAACAUGGAAUCUUAUAAAUGGACCACCAUUUAUGCCCCAACAUAAGAAUGCAGUGGGAUUCUUCUCGGACGAUUCAAAUAUGCAAUAUAUUGCCGAAACAUAUAUAGUUUUUUCUGUUGGUGUUAUACUGUUAAAUGAAGCACCCAAAUUGAAAUCUCAAACGGGAAAACGAAAUAGUUUCAUGGCGAUUAUUGGUCUUGCUACAGUCGUUGGUUUAUUUAGCUACAUAUUGUCUAUUUUUCGAUUAAAAAAUCAAGGUUAUCCAUAUAGUACAGCACAACGUGGUGAUGGUGCUUCACAUUUUGUUGUUAUAGCCACAAUAAGUGUUGUUGUUGACGGACUAACUCUUGUCUUUGUAUGUUCUUAUUUUGAUGUCGUACAUGUUCGUAAAUAGUCUAUAUAACAAAAAUCUAAUAAAAUAUUUAUUAGCUUAUCGAUGAUUGAUUUCCGAUUAUUAUGUUUUUAUUAGUUUGAUAAAAAUAAAGAAAUUCGUAUUCUAGUCAAAAUCAAGAAAAUAAAUUGAAUCGAAAUUAAUCCUGAACAUAUUCAAGAAGUUGGUAAAUAGUUGACGAAAUAUACAUUUCCUUUUGUUUAUUCAUAUAUUUCUUGCUUUAUUUUUAGGUUUACUUAUUUGGCAUGAUUCAUUUGAUUGUAAAAAAAAAGCAGGAUAAGCAAAGAGAGUAAUUUAUUCCUAUUUUGCCUAGUUUUUUUUUUUUAUCGAAUAGUGUUCUUAUUUGUUGAUUUGUUUUCCUUUUCUAUUAACUAAAUGCAGAGCUAUUUCUCUCUUUACAUCAUUCUCUUCAUUCCAAUAACUAGAAAUAAAUAUCUAUCUAGGGAUCAUUGAUAUCUUCUCUAUUCCCAUUCAAUCGUUUGUACUUAAAUAAUCAGAUGACUUUGACCGAAUCGGAAACAAAUGGCUGGCAAUAGCUUAUUUUUAUUGAAGAAACAUACAUACUUGUCUUCGUUUGUCUUUACAUUGUAUAUUGUACAGCGAUUAUUUUUUCAUCAGUAUUCCUCCCUCUCUCUCUCUCGUUCUCUAUUGCAGAAUAGAACAAAGAGAGGAGUAAGAACAAAAGCACUCGACUUUUUUUUUGCUUCUAUAAAAAAGAAAGAGACCCUAUUUCGAUAUCUUUGUCAACUGGUGAACUGCUUUUUUUAAUAUUCUUUUUCUCAUUUUUCUCGUGGCAUCUGUAUGUAAAUAUAUAGAAUAGUAUUUUCCAUUAGAAAUAGUUGGAAUAUCUAUCCAUAAGUAAUGCCAGCUAACACAAAAGAAAUGUUUAGAUAUUAUUGUUACAAUAACUAGUAAUCUGUUAAGGCUUGAGAAAGAACAGAAGUACACAUUACGUACCGUCAUGUAAUAUAGCAUAUAGGUAAGUUGAUCAAUCAUUUUAUAUUUAAACUUUCAGUUCAUUAUAUAUAUAUAUGUUGUAGGCAAAAUUGAAAUCCCGGCAAAUUUAAAAUUUGCCCAGUCAAAAUUGAAAUUUUAAUUUUGACUAGGCCAAAUUAGAAUUCUAAUUUUGACCAAGAAUUUAUCAGUCAGAACUAAAAUUUCAAUUUUGACUGGGCAGAUUUAAAAUUUGACUAUAGGUUAUAUCAUUUAAAUAAAACAAAAAUAAUUACAACAAAUAAAAUAAUUUUUUAUUAAUUCUUUUUAAUAAAAUGGCUAAUAAAAAAAAUCUUUUCAAC
This is a messenger RNA of Rotaria sp. Silwood1, 2351 nucleotides long. NCBI's taxonomy places the organism in Eukaryota, Metazoa, Rotifera, Eurotatoria, Philodinida, Philodinidae. The record is from the annotation of a GenBank genome assembly.